Messenger RNA from Salvia hispanica, 1448 nucleotides. NCBI's taxonomy places the organism in Eukaryota, Viridiplantae, Streptophyta, Magnoliopsida, Lamiales, Lamiaceae. The record is from RefSeq and is a predicted model, not a curated record.
AUGAGUGAGAAUGAGUUUAUUCUUCUUGAUCAUCCCAUCCAUCACCAUCAACUCAUUCUUACCGAAUUUGAUGGCACUAGAAGAAACCAAUGUGAAGGCUGCCUGAGGUGCUUCUUCUACGGCGAGGCGAUCUACGUAUGCACUCACCGCUGCAGCUACCCACUCUUACAUGAAGCAUGUGCAGAAAUGCCGCGAGAGAUCACUCUCUCCUUGCACCCUCAACACACCUCGUCCAAAAGCAAAGCUAUUGUAUUUGCGCAGUCUGCGACUAUGGGAUCAACUUUGGCUACUGCUGCAGUAUUAGCUCUUGCAGAUUCGAAAUCCACCCAGUUUGCGGAGGAGCAUCGAAGUGAUGGGUGCAACUUUACCUGCCACCUCGACCGCUACCACCUCCACGACCACCCGCUCUCCCUUGCUUAUGGCCUCCCACUUGAAUACAUCGAGUACCAUUUGGAGGAGUGUCAAGUGUGUUACAAGGAGUUGCUACCUAGAUAUUGGGUCUACCAUUGUGGGCUUUGCAAAUAUGUUUCCCAUAUCAAUUGCGCCCUGUCAACAACUGCCCUCAUGAUGAGCAAUACUGACGACGAUACGAAUGUUGUCGCGUUUCCUAUAAAUGACGCAUCGGAAGAGAUCAUUGGACCUUUUGUUGCUAAAUUAGGAAUACCGGCCAUCUCUCAUGAUAAUGAGAUCGUUAAAGGUAAAUACAAACUCCAUAAUCCCGACCAUCAGUUACGUUUAAUCUCACCAUCACUGCAUGAUCAAGAAGAAAACGAUAAUAGUGAUGAUGAUGUUGAUCUUAACUGUGGCUUAAAAUCAAAAUUAGUAUGUGAUGGAUGCACCGGACCAAUAUCAUCGUUAAAUAAGUACGUAAGUUGUGGUGAAUGCAAUUACAUUGUCCACUUAACUUGCUUCCAGUUACCGGUAGAGCUCUCCUCUCACCCAUUCCACCAAGAACCUCAUCACAUCUUAACCCUUCAAACUCCUCCCACACUCGACUCUGUUUUUUGCAACAUUUGUCAAUUUUAUACAAAUGGGCACUUUUAUGGUUGCACAAAGUGCGACUUCAAAGUGGAUAUAAAGUGUGUUUCUCUGCCCGAUACCAUAAAACACGAAACUCACCUACGCCAUAACCUCAAGCUGCAAACUGAAGAGAUAACGAGAUUCGGUUACAUCCGCCCCUGCAGAGCAUGUAAUUGGAGUACAUGGGAUCGAGUCUCCUACAAAUGUGAUGUCUGCCAUAUCAUGUUUCACGCUGAGUGUGCACUGCUGCCGAAACAAGUGAGUAAUCGUAGAUGGGAUAAGCACCUGUUGCUGCUAACGUACAAUGCUAGCGCCAACCAUCCAAGUAAAUUCUACUGCGAAAUCUGCGAAGAAUAUAUGAAUCCAAAGUGGUGGAUGUAUCACUGCAGAUAAUCCGAUGUUUCCAUCCAUACAAAAUGCUUGCCCAC